Closterium sp. Naga37s-1 is the source of this 1416-nucleotide messenger RNA. NCBI's taxonomy places the organism in Eukaryota, Viridiplantae, Streptophyta, Zygnematophyceae, Desmidiales, Closteriaceae. The record is from the annotation of a GenBank genome assembly.
AUGAAGCGCGGCAGGCAGGGCGGGUCCGCACUCCCCCCGUGUCUCGCGUACCGCCUCUCCCAACUCGCCCCUCCCGGUUCCUUCCUUCACUCCUCCUACCAGAGAUUACGACAAAGCCUCGCCUCAUCGCGCCGCUCCCAGGCUGUCGCCGUCUCCGUCCUCACUAUAGUCAUCCUUUUUAUCAUUGUCGCCCUCCUCCGAUCCCGGCCCCCUGCCGACACCCGGCCGAUCGAGGAGCGCGAGAACUGGCGAAUAGAGGCGAACCGCGCGUGUCUGCGGAAGAAGGAAUGGCGGCGUCCGCUGUGUUGGCGCACGGAAGGCAUCGUGUGGCACGUGCGCCAGUUCGAAAUCUGGAAAGUCGUCGCCUGGGAAGCUCAAACCACCGCCGCCGCUGACGCUGCUGCUGACUCAGAAACAGCCUCCGCAACCGACGGCGGCGGAAGCGGCGAAAACGGCGGAGAAUCGGCAACAGCGGGUUCAGCAUCAACGGCUGUAGCGGGAUCAGCUGUAGCGGGCGUACUGCCGUCGUCAGCCGUGACCGUCCCGAUGAGCCAGAUCGACCUGGGGAUCCUCAAGAGCCCUGCGCUCGCCGCCAAGUGGACGGCCGGCACGAAGCCGGCGCCCGACGGGCUGCUGCACGUGCUGGUGGACCAGUUCCCGUGCGCCGCGCACGGCUGCUGCGCCAUCCACUGGCAACUACGACCUAAUUCCACGGACCUGCUCUCGUUAGGAAACCACUUUGUGCGCUUCGAGUACUCCGCGCUGCUUAAGAUUCCGAUCGAGCCGAAAUAUAUUCUGGACGCGGGCGGGACGGGGAUGGCGGCGCUGGCGUUCGCGCUGCUGUACCCCGACGCGCUGGUGGUGCGCGUGGAGCCCGAGGCGGAGAACUUCCGCGUGGGGGUGGUGAGCAGUGCGCGCGUGGGGAACAUCGUGCACGUGCGCGCCGCGCUCUGGGACCGCAUUGCGCCGCUCUCCUUGUGCGAAUCGCAGUCGGAACUGCCCGGGGAUGCCGACUGGCCGUUCGCGAAUUCGAGCCGGCAGUUAGGGUUUGUGACGGAGGAAGGUGGGGAAAGCGGAGGCGGAGGGGGAGGGGGUGGCGGAGCGGGGAGUGGCAAGAAGAAGAGGGUGAAGGAAGCGAAGCGGACAAGGUACCAGGAAAGUCUGGUGGGAGCAGGGCCGACAUGCGAAGGCAGGAUGGACAUUGAGGGGGCGGAGCGGAGGGUGUUUGCGCACAAGCCGUCGCUGAGGGUGCUGCGCGGUGUGCAGGUGUUCAUAGGCGAGCUGCAUGAGGGGGGAGGCGUGUGCGAGGGUUGCAAGGGAACGGUGCUGCGGAAUUUUGAACGGUGGGGAGGGUUUAAGAAGUUUGUGGAUGGGCGGAAUGUGUUGAUGCUAAGUCAAGACCUCUUCUCGUGCUAG